This is a messenger RNA of Thalassophryne amazonica, 3105 nucleotides long. RefSeq lists its product as uncharacterized. NCBI's taxonomy places the organism in Eukaryota, Metazoa, Chordata, Actinopteri, Batrachoidiformes, Batrachoididae. Gene Ontology annotation, biological process: regulation of DNA-templated transcription. The transcript is spliced from 4 exons. Gene Ontology annotation, cellular component: nucleus. Gene Ontology annotation, molecular function: RNA polymerase II cis-regulatory region sequence-specific DNA binding; DNA-binding transcription factor activity, RNA polymerase II-specific. The coding region runs from base 306 to 3032 and encodes 908 amino acids. The record is from RefSeq and is a predicted model, not a curated record.
AGGAAUCCGGGUCCGACUAUGUGCUGGAGAAGCGUCACUCAUUCAUGCAGCUGAACAUCAUUCUCCGCUGAACUCCUGCUGUCACCUCCUCAUGUCCUCCUCCGCGCCUCGAAGAGGACAGGUCUGCAAACUGCAAGAGAUGCUUUGGUUGCCAUUUCAUCAAAACAACAUGAAUCCACAUCCUGUUUCAAGUGAACAAGUGUAAAUAGUCAGCAUAAAGUUGACCCCCUUGAACACCACAGAGAACCAUCACCUAGUCCUUAAAAAUACCUUAUUACCACAUCAACCACCCAACUUUGAGCCAAAUGGCACUUUUGGCCAAUCAAAUCAUGGAUGCAAGGAUUCUCAGCAGUAUGAAUGGGAGAGUAGAGCUGUCGCAGUUCUUGAGGGUCACCAACCAGAGCAUCGUAUCCCAGGUGAAUUCUGUCCAGGAAGACAGCCACAAGAACAGAAAAUACCCCUGUCCAUUGUGUGGAAAACGUUUCAGAUUUAAUAGCAUCCUUUCUCUGCACAUGCGCACGCACACGGGAGAGAAACCCUUCAAGUGUCCAUACUGCGACCACAGGGCUGCACAGAAAGGCAACCUGAAGAUACACCUCCGCACUCAUAAGCAAGGCAUUCUGGGCAAAGGCAGAGGAAAGGUUAGAGAGGAGAACAGACUGCUUCAUGAGCUUGAGGAAAGGGCGAUUCUAAGGGACAGGCAGAUGCGAGGCGGCCAUACUGGUCAUCAGCUGACACCCAAGGUAACCCAACUUCAGAAGCCCCAGCUUUCUCAGAGCAGCCCAACUCCACCUGAGUUCUUAUCCACAUUUGUUGCCACGGAGAGCCAACCACAUGCAUCCAGAUCACCGAAGGUCAAUACCACCAAUGAUGAGCCUAUCCAACCCCAACCUGUAGGUUUCCGUUGCUCGUUCUGUAAAGGAAAGUUCAGGAAGCAGCAGGAGCUGGAGCGCCACAUCAGGAUUCUGCACAAACCCUACAAAUGCACAUUGUGUGACUUUGCUGCCUCACAUGAAGAGGACCUCAUUGGCCAUGUCGAGAGCACGCACAUAACUGCAGAUUCGGCCACAGGACAGAAGCCUUCCGUGGGCACCAGUGACAAAGGGAAGCCUGUUGGUGAAUUCCCUUGUGAGGUGUGUGGGCAGACUUUCAGUCAGGCCUGGUUCCUCAAAGGCCAUAUGAGGAAACAUAAGGACUCCUUUGAACACUGCUGUCAAAUCUGUGGCCGUCGUUUUAAAGAACCCUGGUUUCUCAAAAAUCACAUGAAGGUCCAUCUUAACAAACUGGCUGCUAAGAGUAAUCUCCCUGCUGAGCUUGAAACAUCUAUUAACAUGGGUAACCUAACACAAGAUCAUCAGAGCACCCUCUACUCCCAAUAUAUCUCCCACAUACACACCAGGUUCCUCACAGCUGAGAGAACUGAUCAGCCAGACUAUAACCAUAUGGGAGCCAUGGCAGGCAUUGACCUUAAGCUGAGGGAGAUGUUAGGGAGGAUGAUUUCUUCAGGUUCAGUCCCUCCAACAGAUGUCAAAUCCUCUCCUUUGUUGGGUUUAAACCAUCUCCAUCCUCCUCUGACCUCUACUGGCAUGGAAUAUCUACAAAAAGCCAUCACUAACAGCAGCACGUACCGAAACUGGCAGAUUAUGACCCCAAGACUUGCUGUUGAACAGCAAAUGAUCCAUACAAAAGAUCACCACCAGCAACAACAGUGUUCCUACCUUCCUGAGACACAUCUCCCUUUAGAAGAAGGGAAAGUUUCUCUUGGUGACUCAGACACCAAGGCCAUCAGCAGACCCAGUAGUCCAAGCAGUUUGAGCCUUCAUGGGCCAAAGGAGGUCAUCCCAGAACCAGUGCCCUCCCAGUCUGGCAAUGCCUCCGACCAUCAACUACAGUCCUAUUCCCCAGAUACAGGUGAGAGCGUCUACAGGUCUCCACUCUCUGCUGACUACGCUGGCGCACAGGCAGCCUCCCUGGCUUUCCAUCUGGAUCGCUACCACUUUCCCCACUGGCAUAACAGUAGAGAACUUUCUCCUCCACUACAGCCUCCCAGCAGCAGUUCAAGCCCCACCGCCAACACUAAGCUGAGACCCAGGUCCAGGGAAGACUGGAGCCCAGCUGCAGGCCAGUACCAGCAGAAGCCCGAUCUCAGUGACAACGAUCAAGGCAAUGACAGCUCUUUAUCUGGUCAAAGCAGAAAGUCACAGUGUGAGCCUUUAGAUCUGUCAGUCAGACCCGAGUCUGUCACGUCUCUUCCAGGCAUGUCUCCUGCUGUACUGCUGCAGAUGUCUGGUGUUUUCAGUAAUGGACUCUCCUCCUCCAUUAGCCGCAGGCUGCAGAGUUACUCCAUUUCUGCUGCCGAGCUCGGCGUGAAACCCGCACAUCAGUGUGACCUGUUUGUGCAGGCAACAAAACAGGAGAACGCGCAGAACAUGGGCACGGCAGGUCAAGGUGGUGAAGGUGAAAUUGAGAUAUCCAGCCACGGGGUCGAGGAUGAAAGUGAUGAUGCUGCCAAGUGGAAGAUGUCAAAAAAUAAUGUCCUCGAAUCAGACGAGGCGCGCCAGGUGAGGGGGGAUUUCCAGGGUUUGGGGGAGAAGCUGGGACUGUGGGCCAGAGUUAUGGCUGAAAGUCCAGUCCCCAAUCCAGAGGACCUGACACCCGGGCAGGCCAAUCCUCUCCCACGCCAAGGCGGCCUGCUCGCCUUCCUCAGGUCACAUGGGACCCCGAGCAGCGCACCCAACUGCGCACAACAAUCCAGCGCGAAUGGCAGGGGGUAUGUGGAAAAAGAGGCUGCAUCCGGACGGAAGCCAUUCCAGUGCAGGUACUGCCCUUACAGCGCCUCUCAGAAGGGGAACCUGAAGACACAUGUCCUGUGUGUCCACCGCAAACCCUUUGACAAUAACAUGUACCCUGACCGCCGCCUGCGGCGCUCUCACUCGGCACGCAGGUCCUCAAGACCGCCCCUGUGCGUCACAGGAGAAAGUCGUGCUCCAGCAAGAGAGCAGAUGGGGAUGGCAUCACUCUGCGGGACUUGAUGUUGUCAUGGAAACGACAAACACAGAUAACGUUUUAUUACCACCACCAAGAGGUUAUGAUGAUUGUUAAAAA